Messenger RNA from Hydractinia symbiolongicarpus, 1015 nucleotides. RefSeq lists its product as uncharacterized. Bases 17 to 607 code for a protein of 196 amino acids. Lineage: Eukaryota; Metazoa; Cnidaria; Hydrozoa; Anthoathecata; Hydractiniidae. The record is from RefSeq and is a predicted model, not a curated record. The transcript has a single exon.
UGGAAAAGAGCUCAGUAUGUGUUGGAUAUGUUCUGGAGACGAUGGAAAUGCGAAUAUCUGUGUUCACUACAGACACGAACAAAGUGGAAUAAAAACGAACGAAGCGGAGCUGAGGGAUUUUGUUGACUUCAUGGAGCAAGAGACAACGCUUGAAAAUGAUCCCCUCUACUCUAGAGAAGCCAUCAGUGAAUUGAAGAAUAAAAAGGAUAAUGACGUGAAAAACAAGAAAGAUCCACCCAAACUUAAAACAAACCUGACGGGCGUCACCAGAGAUUGUCUCUACUGUUCGAACAAACAUAAAUUGGAAGAUUGUCGAAAAAUAAUGAAAAUAGAUGUAGAAGGAAACGUCAACUGCUGCUUACUCCUUGGAAAAUCGAGAGUAGCUCCAAUAAAGAUGGUUUCAAUACCAAGGUUGGAGUUGACAGCAGCAACUGUGGCCGUAAAGGUCGGAGUAAUGUUGAAGCAAGAAAUGCCUGCCGUAGACUACGAAUGUUAUUGGACAGACAGCAACGUAGUACUGGGUUAUAUUAAUAACGAAUCAAGACGUUUUCAUAUUUUUGUGGCAAAUAGAAUUCAACAAAUUCAAGAAAAUACUUCGUUGGAUUAAUGGAAUCACGUUCCUUCCCAUGAAAACCCAGCCGAUGAUGCCUCGAGAGGCAUAAGUUUGAAACAUGUAGAGAAUAGUAGUAGAUGGUUCAAGGGACCUCAGUUUCUCUGGGAAGAAAGGGAAGCAUGGCCAGCUGCCUACGAUCCAGCGAAAAACAGUGUCACUGAUGAUCCCGAAUUUAAACGUAGCGUUUCAGUAUUUGUUUCAGCAACUGAUUCUGGAAUCUUAUGUACAUUCGAGAGAAGAAUUUCCAGGCUACAGAAAUGCAUACGGGUCAUGGCCUUGGUCGGUCGAUUUAUCGACAUUCUGAAGAUGAAAAUAAAAGCCCCAAGUCAUGGGAUGACAAGAAGAAGCCAGAAGGCGAGUCCCCCAGUGCUGUGCGUUGAAGAUCUUCAACGAGCCGAAAAA